UUCUAUAAAUACCAUCUCCCGUCGCAUUGCUUAGCACCCCAGAUCCUCUUCAAGAACUACACAUUUCUUCAAACCCUUUGUUCCUGAAGAGAACUUUUGUUUAUUCCCAAACACCAACCAAGGCAUCAUGGCCCCUCUCACUUGUGAUUAUGAGGUCCCCUGCUCAAUCCCUCCUGCAAGGUUGUUCAAGGCCUUCUUCCUUGAUGACCACCUCAUUACCAAGAUGCUGCCACAGGCCAUUAAAAGCGUGGAAAUCGUUGAAGGAGAUGGAGGAGUGGGAUCCAUCAAGUUGAUCACUUUUGGUGAAGGUAGUCAUUAUAAGGGUUUAAAACAAAGAGUCGAUGGAAUUGACAAAGACAACUUCACCUUCAGCCAUACUAUUCUUGAAAGUGGUGCCUUCAGUGAUAAGAUUGAAAAAGUAGCUAACGUGAUUAAAAUCGAAGCUUCAGCUGAUGGAGGGUCAAUCUGUAAGACCACCAGCACAUGCCACCUCAAGGGCAAUACCGAAGAACAAAUUGAGGGAGCAAAACAGGAAAUUAAGGCAGCAAAAGAAACGUCCUCAGCCAUGUUCAAGGCUGUGGAAGCCUACCUCAUCGCAAAUCCUGAUGUAUACAACUGAUCAAUGCUGCUUCAUAUAUGUCCACAUACUUGUUGGAUGAUUGAAAUAAACAUAUUGAGGAUCUGUUUUCUUUGGUAGCUCUUUUCCUGAGCUUCAAUUGUUGGGUAAUGCGAUUUUAAUGUAUCAUCAAAGUGUGUUUUGCUUGUAAUAUUUUACCGGUCAUCAAUAAUAAAUCUUGUUUGAAGCUUUGAUUUA
This is a messenger RNA of Coffea eugenioides, 814 nucleotides long. RefSeq names its product major allergen Pru ar 1-like. The record is from RefSeq and is a predicted model, not a curated record. Bases 128 to 619 code for a protein of 163 amino acids. The transcript has 2 exons. Gene Ontology annotation, cellular component: cytoplasm; nucleus. NCBI's taxonomy places the organism in Eukaryota, Viridiplantae, Streptophyta, Magnoliopsida, Gentianales, Rubiaceae. Gene Ontology annotation, biological process: defense response; abscisic acid-activated signaling pathway. Gene Ontology annotation, molecular function: signaling receptor activity; abscisic acid binding; protein phosphatase inhibitor activity.